UUAGUCGGGCAGUAGCGUUGUUGAGGACACUGAAAUGGACGUCUAGUGGAUUAAUGAAAUACGCCGUGAAUUUUGUUUAUAUCUUCGAUAAUCUACGUUAAAAACUUUUAUAAUCACUUUUAAAAGCAUUCUUACACCACAAAGAUGUAGUAACGUUAUAAAUCAGCUUCGGAAAGCGUUGUUUAAUCGUUUAUUUCCGUUCGCCUCGGUAUGAGUAGUUCACUAAAAGAAAAUUGAUUGUGCUCACAGUUUCAGAACUUUAUUUUACAAUUUACGCGUUUUUUGUUGUUUUAUUAAGUUUAUAUUGUGUGGAAAUAUAAUUAUUAUUGUUUUAUUGCAAGUUUUAAGUGUAAUAUAGUGGUUUAUCUAAGUGUUUUAUGUGUAAAUAGAGUAUUCAUGUAAAUGUGUAAUAUAAAAAUCAACUAUGGCACUUUGUGAAAGUCAACUGGACUCGGCUUUGCCGCAGCUGAAACGCGAAGACUCCCCGGGCAGCGAGACCAGUCAGAAUCAGACGCCCGAGAAAAAACCCAAGAUUGAGCACAAUGGCGAGAUAUAUGGGUUGAAUCAAGUGCCUGGUAGUCUACCUUUAGCCGUAGACUACCGCUCCCCCGUAUCACACUUCGUUCCUCCCGAGUUGUACGCGGCGAGGCAACGACAGGAGACCAUCGCUACGGGUGAGUUACAUCAUCAUCUCCCGAGCCUUUUCCCAACUAUGUUGGGAUCGGCUGCCUAUGUGGAAACAAGCGAGCCACCAACGCCCGUCAAAAGAAAGCGUGGAAGACCGAGAGUAGACAAGACCAGUCCCGAGUACCUAGCUAACCUAGCGGCUAGGAAACAGGCUAAGGAGAUGGCGGCAAUGAUGAAUAACCGGACUUCGGAAAGUGGGGAAAAACGUAAGCGUGGGCGACCACGCGUGGACAAAACCAGCCCAGAGUAUCUAGCUAGAAAACGGGCUAGGGAGUUAGAAGCGUUGGAGAGAAAAGCUAAGAGAGAAUAUAAGCGUCGUGGCGCCGGCGUGAAGGCAACAAAACCGACUCUCCAACUUUCAUCACGGGUCAAAAAACGACAACUACCAGCUAACAGUAAAAAGAUCGGUGUUGCCAUGCGCAAGUUACCCGCCAAAAUUGGUAAUUCUGUGCGCAAGGUUGGCGAUAGAAAAGUCAUUUUGAGACGAGCUGGCAAGUUUAUUAAGAGAAAAGAUUCGGCCGCGUCGUCAUCAGCCGGUGAAACUACGCCGAGGACUAAAAGAAAGUAUACUAAACGAACGCCCAGCGCUAAGAAGGAUGCUACGCCUUCUACGGAGCGCGUGAAGGGUAAGCGCGGCAGACCGCGCAAGGUGGACCAACUCGCCGCAGCUAAACAACAGCAACAACCUAAGAUUCGCGUAAGAAGUAACCUGAUGCCGGUGAAUUCAGAGCCCAUCACUCUCGACAGUGAUGAUGAACCGGAUCUCGGAUCACCAAGCCAGGCAUCAGAUUCUUUAAGUUUGGACGAAAAUCUUCGCGCUCUCAGACAUAUUCACGAGAAAUAUGCUAAUAUUGAUAAGGAUGACCUAUAUGACAGCCACCUGAUGGCUGUGAACUUCAAGAAACCCCUCGACUCCCAGCGAAGAGACGAUGACGAGGUGCUCUCCGUCAGGAGUUCAGAAGGCUGCGCUUCGGGUAAAGAGAUGGAGACGCGCGUCGAGAAACUGGAAGACAGCUCCAACUCUGACUCAGAUAGCAGUAGUUCUGGAUCCGAACGUCAAGCGCUACCUUCUCAAGGCGCGUCGGGAUCACGAAAUAACAGAAGCAGCAGUUCAAGCUCAGGCUCAUCAAGUUCUUCGAGUUCUGACUCUUCAAGUUCGUCUGACACGUCAGACAGCGAGUCAGACUCUGGCGAUGACAGACCCAAGACAGAAGUGCCGCCGCCGCCCGUCGCACACACGCCUAACGAUGAUGAAAGAUCAUUCGGCGCGUGGUCUUACAGUGGCCCGGCGUCGGACUCCGACUCGGACCCGGAACGUGCCGACGUCACAACCGACGCACCCCCCCUCUCGCACGACGAGAUCAGCGAGAGCGAGAACGAGUCCGCCGACAAGAGCUUCCAGUGCCACAUAUGCAGGAAGUGGUAUUCCACUCGAGUUACUCUCAAGAUCCAUCGCCGCGUGCAUCAGAACCGCGGCGGCGGCAACUCGCGAUCCCGAGCUCGUUCCUCCGACAGAUAUGAGUGCGAUUGCUGCAGUGAAACCUUCAACCGGCGGGAGAAGCUCUGGGAACACAAAGCGGAGGCACACCGCGGCGCCAUGACAGUCCGGUGUGAAGUGUGUCGCAAGUGCUUCGAGGACGACGCCGAGCUCGCCGCCCACUCACGCACACACACCGCCGACGAGCGAGCCGGUCGUUGCCGCCAAUGCGGUCUAACGUUCCCGCACUACGACCAGCUGCGGCGGCACCUGGCGUGUGCGCACGGGGCGCCGCCCCCGGGUGCCGCGCGCCUGCCGCACGCCUGCGCGCAGUGCGGCAAGCGCUUCUCGCACGCGCACUCCCUCACGCGCCACAUGCACAACCACGCCAAGCAGCUGUACCGCUGCGUCGUGUGCAAGGCAUCAUUCGCUCGCGCGGACCAGCUGGCGCAGCACCUGAACAGUCACCUCGCUAACUACAAGCGCCUGAAGCCGUGAGCGCUCACUCGCGCAACAUAUUAUUAUAUUAUAUUAAUAUAGAGUUUUAUUUA
Messenger RNA from Helicoverpa zea (corn earworm), 2715 nucleotides. RefSeq names its product zinc finger protein 37-like. Lineage: Eukaryota; Metazoa; Arthropoda; Insecta; Lepidoptera; Noctuidae. The coding region runs from base 425 to 2662 and encodes 745 amino acids. Gene Ontology annotation, molecular function: RNA polymerase II cis-regulatory region sequence-specific DNA binding; DNA-binding transcription factor activity. The transcript is spliced from 20 exons. The record is from RefSeq and is a predicted model, not a curated record. Gene Ontology annotation, biological process: regulation of transcription by RNA polymerase II.